Mycetomoellerius zeteki is the source of this 2658-nucleotide messenger RNA. Its product is annotated as monocarboxylate transporter 12. The transcript has 14 exons. Gene Ontology annotation, biological process: transmembrane transport; monocarboxylic acid transport. NCBI's taxonomy places the organism in Eukaryota, Metazoa, Arthropoda, Insecta, Hymenoptera, Formicidae. The record is from RefSeq and is a predicted model, not a curated record. The coding region runs from base 631 to 2658 and encodes 675 amino acids. Gene Ontology annotation, molecular function: monocarboxylic acid transmembrane transporter activity.
UUUUCGCGAUUUUCAUUUCGUUUUUCUUCUCGUGUGCAGCAGAGUGAAUAGGGUGAAAACGAGACCGUUCCUCGUGCGACAAGACAGUGCUUCUGGGGUGUGCGAUUAAACUCUUGAUCCGCACUUUCGUUCAAGCGUGGCUAACGUAAGGAGGGGCUCAACAUAUCUGAGGAAAAAUCACGCCGGAGAUCCAGAGGAACGCCUCCGUUCCGUUCCGCGCGCGCGAAUCGCGAGUCGUCGGCUGGCGAACGAGAGAAAAUUCUAAGUGACGGCUCUCCGAGUGUCCGCUUAUCCGGCUGUUCGGCCACCUCGUCGUCGGCUCUCGCCGUGAGAGAAGUCGUGAAAAGAAAGUGUGAGCAUGUGCGCGUGUUACAAAGUCAGCGUGUAAUUAAAAUUAUGCAUGCAACUGCAUCUGAAAUAACGUGUGUCCAAACUCGCGCGAGAGGAUAUUCACACCCGCGCGCGUGACUCAUCGGCGUGCCGUUGAUCUUCGGUACUAAAGAAUCACGCAAGAGCGGAAGCAGUUUCAAGAAGAGCACGUGUUUGUCUGUCCGGGGUGCCUGAUCGAGGAAACCGAAUACCGCAUGAGACCAUCACUCGAUAAAACAAAGAGGAUAUUCGGAAGGGACGAUGUCAACGGUGGACAAAGUGGAUGAUCAGAUUUCUGACGCUAGUAAGCCGCAGCAAAAUGGUCACGAGACUAACAAGAGCGAGGAGCUGCAGCUUCAGGACGUCAAUGACAAUAACAACGACGAGACCAUCGAAGUGGAAAUGGUUGUACCACCUGACGGAGGAUGGGGCUGGGUGAUUGUUGCAGCCUCCUUUAUGUGCAACUUUUUCGUCGACGGUAUCAUUUUCAGUUUUGGCGUAUUUCUCAACGACAUCGCAGAUGCGUUCUCUGUUUCGAAAGCGAGUGUUGCAUUCGUUAACUCGUUACAGAGCGGAUUUUAUCUUAUGGCGGGUCCCUUCGUAUCCGCCCUUGCCAAUCGAUACGGCUUUAGACUGGUGGCGAUAUUAGGAAGUGUGAUAAGCUGUGCCGCCUUCGUCCUCGCGUUCUUCAGCACUUCUAUCGAAUUCCUUUACAUUUCUUAUGGUGUCAUCGGUGGUAUUGGGGCAGGUCUAAUAUACGUGCCGGCCGUGAUAACUACCGGUUUUUAUUUUGAAAAAUGGCGAGCCUUAGCCACAGGUAUCGCAGUAUGUGGUUCCGGUAUCGGUGCAUUUUUACUCGCACCGCUUUCGAAUAUACUCUUGAAAACUUUUGGUUGGAGAGGAGCUUUUCUGUGUCAAGCAGGCAUGUUAUUACAUUGUGCCAUAUUCGGCGCGAUGUUCCGUCCUCUAAAACCAACGAGGAUUAAGGUAAAGAAUACUCCGGAAAACGCUGCGCUCGAGGUGAAAACUACGUUGAUAGGAAAAGGUGUGUCCACGACCUCGUUGCACUGUGUGCAGCCGAAUAGAAGCGGAUUCUUCGGCACGAAUAAUAAUACGGAAUAUCCGACGGCGGCAGAACUCCUCGGCAGCAGCCCUAACAUAGUAAACGCAUCCAAAUCCCUGCAUUCGUUGCACAAGGUGCAUGUGGAAACUCAAAUCUUGGAGAGAAAUAUAAGCACUUCGGAGAAACGGUUAUCCGCGCCAAUAUAUCCUAUGGAUGGUCCCGAUUUGGAUGCUAUGACUAACGAAGAGAAGAUUGCUGAGGAGAACAAUCUGCUCAGUGGCGACUUAGAGCGAUUGAAUGGGAAAGUACCGACGAUUCGUCGACAUACGAUAAGUCGUCUCCGAACGAAUUCAGAAUGCAGCCAAAAAUCUCUUCGAAUAGGCAAACGUAACUCGAAAGAUCCACAAAGACCGUUCUACAGAGACGACAUCUUCUACGGCGGCUCUUUGAAUAGACUUCCUCAUUAUAGGUCUCAGCAAUCGUCGGUCGGUUACCACAUGUCAGUGACGCGAUUGCCAACAGCAAAGGAUGUGGCAGAGGAAGAAAGCGGAAGUUUCUACCUGUGUCCGGAAAGUGUGCGACGAAUUUUGACCACAAUGCUCGAUUUGAGCCUUCUAAAAAGUCCGUCUUUCUUAAUAUUAGCAAUCUCUGGUGGGCUCACCAUGAUGGGCUUUUAUACACCCUUUUUAUAUGUGACAGAUCGAGCAAUAAAGGCUAAUAUUGAUGCUUCAACGGCGAUGUUCCUCGUUUCGGUAAUCGGUAUCGGUAAUACCAUCGGUCGUAUCGUUUGCGGCUUAGCAAGCAGUUUGCCCGGAGUUAAUGCUUUAGUCGUGAACAAUGUAUUUAUCAGUGUCGGUGGUUUAGUAACUAUAUUUUCCGGCCUUUCUUUAACUGAGGGAUAUCAAUUCUUUUAUGCAGCCAGCUUUGGUAUCAGUAUAUCCGUCUUCGCUUCCCUCAGAUCGAUCCUUGUCGUGGAUCUAUUGGGCUUAGAAAAACUAACAAAUGCUUUUGGGCUGCUUCUUCUGUUCCAAGGUGUGGCAGCGACUGUAGGCGCGCCUCUCGCAGGUGCAUUUAUGGAUGCGACUGGGAGCUAUGAUGCCUCGUUCUACCUGUCUGGCAGCUUGAUUCUUAUGUCAGCUGUUAUCUGUUAUCCGUUAAAGAGGAUCAACAUGUGGGAGAGGCGCGACGAGAAGAAACCAACCGCGAUAGAACCCUCCGCAUCCUGA